Molecule: messenger RNA, 891 nt
Organism: Trichoderma citrinoviride
Lineage: Eukaryota; Fungi; Ascomycota; Sordariomycetes; Hypocreales; Hypocreaceae
Exons: 4
Cellular component (GO): cytoplasm; nucleus
Molecular function (GO): RNA binding
Source: RefSeq, a predicted model, not a curated record
GGCAACGACUCCGACGGCGAGGAGAAGCCCGUCGUCCCCGUUAAGACCGUCGACAAGGCUACCCCUCGCACUACUAAGCGCAAUGUCGAGCCUCAGGCCCCCCAGGCCCCUGUGAGGACUGGCGGCAACCGCCGUGGUGGCCCCGGCGGAAACGAGGGCGCUUUCCGUGAUCGCGGCGCUGGUCGUGAGCGCAACCAGAACCGUCCCACCGAUGAGGCUCCCCGAGAUGGUCCUCGUGGUGGCCAGGCUGCCCGCGUCCGUGGAGGCCGUGGUGGACGAUUCCCCCGUGAGCAGCACGACAGACAUUACCAGAAGUCCGGUGCCGUCUCUGGCUCUGAGAAGCAGGCUGCUCUGUCCUGGGGUGCCACCGAGGGCAACGCCGAGCUGAAGGACGAGCAAGCCGGUGAGGCCAUUGCCGAGUCUGAGAAGAAGGAGGACCAGCCCGAGGACGCCGCUGCCGAGGAGCCCGCUGAGCCCGAGGACAAGAGCAUCUCUUACGCCGAGUACCUCGCCCAGCAGGCCGAGAAGAAGGCCGCCCUCGAGGCUGACCUCCGCAUCCGAGCCCCCAACGAGGGCAGCAAGCUCGACAAGAAGUGGGCCAACGCCAAGCCCCUCGAGAAGGAGGAGGACGUCUACUUUGCCGGCUCCGGCGGCAAGAAGCAGCGCGAGCGUGAGCGCAAGGUGAAGCAGACUGUCGACUUCGACCCCCGCUUCGUCGAGCCCGAGCGAACCCGUGGCGGCGGCCGUGGCGGUCGCGGUGGCCCCCGUGGUGGCCGUGGCGGCGAGCGUGGCCGUGGAGGAAACUUCCGCGGUGGCCGUGGUGGCCAGCAGGCUUCUGCCUCCAUCAACACCAACGACCAGUCCGCUUUCCCCAGCCUCGGUGGCAACUAG